AUGAUAGUGGGUACUUUUAAUAUAAGGGGUGGAGGCAGCUUGAUUAAGCGGAAGUGGAUCAACAGUAUUAUUGCUAAUGGGAAGACGGACAUGUUUCUUUUGCAAGAAAUAAAAUUUAAGGUGGUUUCAGACUCCGUAGCCAAAAGUUUUUGGGGGAUGGAAGAUAUUGGGUUCUCAUAUUCAGGGGAGGACGGUAUGUCGGGUGGUGUUUUUACUCUUUGGAAGAUUCAAUCGGUCUCGGUGAUUUCUAGCUUUCGUGGCAAUGGUUACCUUGGAAACAAGAUUUUUGUGGGAGAUUUUUAUGCGGUCAAGAAGAGGAAUGAGAGAGUUGGUCAAGCUUUGGUAAGAAGUAAUGUGGAAUGGAGGAAAUUUUCGGAUUUUAUUGAAGAAAGUGGGUUGGUGGACGUUCCUAGUAAAGGAAAGAAGUUUAGCUGGUUUAGUAGAGAUGAGAAAUCUAAUAGUAGACUUGAUAGAUUCCUUGUAUCAGUUAAUAUUGUUUCAUUGUGGGGUGUUGUUGGAGAGGAUUGGGGUCCUAAAUCGUCCAAGUUCCAUAAUGAGUGGUUUUCUGAUAAGGGCUUUAUUCCUUUUGUUGAGAAAUUUCGUUUAAUUAAAGAGAGGUUGAAGUGGGGGAACAAAACAAUUUUUGGUAAGUAUGACAUGGAGGUGGAGGAAGGAGUUAGAGAUUUUAAUGCAUCGGAUGAUAGAAAGUUUUGGGAUGAGGAGGCGCAUGAAAUCAAAGUAAAGGUGAACAAGAGAGUUUGGUUGAACCUUAAGAUUAAGGAGGACAUGCUAAUUAAAAAUUCUAGAUUAAAGUGGUUGAAUGAUGGAGAUAAUCAUAGUAAGUUUUUCCAUAAAGUUAUGAAGGAUAGGAAGAGUAGAAAUCAUUUUAGUCCCAUAAUUACUAGUAAAGGAGUUGUGAAUUCGGUGAGGGAGGUCAAGGAUGCGGUAAAAGUUCCUUUUAUAGAUAAAUUCAAAGAAGAUUAUUUUGAUACACCGUCUUUAGAUGGUAUUUUUAUUAAUUCGUUGAGUAGGGAAGAUAGCUUAGCUCUUGAGGUUCCUUUUUUGUAA
This is a messenger RNA of Vicia villosa (hairy vetch), 1068 nucleotides long. RefSeq lists its product as uncharacterized. The transcript is spliced from 3 exons. The record is from RefSeq and is a predicted model, not a curated record. The coding region runs from base 1 to 1068 and encodes 355 amino acids. Lineage: Eukaryota; Viridiplantae; Streptophyta; Magnoliopsida; Fabales; Fabaceae.